AUGAAAAGCAUGGGAAGGACCCUCCAUACUGAUAUACCGAAGUCUGCCAUUCACGACAAACAAAACAUGACCAGCGGAGAUAAAAUCAAUAGCCAUUCACCAAUUAAACUCCCGCUGUAUCGUAGGUUCACCACGCUAUCAAUCCUUCUUCACUGCAGUUCUAUUAUUCUAUUACCGUGCCUAUACUUCUACUUGUGGACUUUCGAAUCUUUGUGGCCUUUUCUUAUCGUUUAUUCUGUUUAUACUUAUAUAUUGGACGACACACCAACGACAGGUGCAUCGAUCUACAGAACCUCAACAUUUUGGAGAACACUUUCAAUCUACAAAGGAUUCAUUGAUUACUUUCCAAUAAUUACUCAUAGAACGGUGCCUCUACCUCCCACCUUAGAAGAAAAAACAGUCAAAAAAGUCUGUCUUCCCUCCUGGACACGAGCAUUACCCAAUACCGUGAUCAGAUUCCUAAAAUAUUCAGGUCUUAUCUCAGAAAAGGAAAGAACUGUUAUCAGUGAAGAAGCUAUUGGACCGCGGUAUAUAUUUGCAUGUCAUCCACAUGGUGUUAUUUCUCUGGGAAUCACAGGACUGCUUUGCUGGGGCGGCAAAUCCCAAAUCACAAAAACAAAAAUCACAGAAGGAGUAAAUUUCAGUCUAAAAGACUUUGAAAUUGAUAACCCAAAAGAUGUGGAGGAUGAUAGCCAGACUACUCACCAUAUACUGCUGUCGUCAAAGUCGUUUGCUUCAUUGUUCCCUGGCAUUAAGACGCAUCUUCUAACGAUUUCGACACAGUUUUUACUACCUUUCUACAGAGAUUAUAUUAUGGCUUUAGGGGUCGGUUUAGUAACAAAGAGUGGAAUUGCAUCCUUACUGAAGAAAAACCGCAGUGUUGCUAUCGUUAUCGGCGGAGCCCAUGAGUCAUUACUUGCUAAACAAGGUAGCAACAAAAUAGUACUGAACAAACGUAAAGGCUUCAUUAAAAUUGCACUACAAAAUUGUAAUAGAAGCGAUACAGUUUCCAACCUCACAGAAGAACAAAUCGAUCAGAAGGUUAUGGAUGGUAAAUGGAAUUGUGAGAUGAGCAAUAUAGCUAUUGUUCCCACAUAUAUAUAUGGAGAAAACAAUAUUCACAAUGUAUUCAAUACAACCGAAUACACUCAGCAGACUCCUGGACAGGAAAAUGAAAAAUCCAAGCUACUAAAUUUACUUUUGAAAAUGCAAUUGCGUUUAAAAAACCUGACAGGUUUUACUAUACCUAUUGUGAAUAGCCGCUCAAUAUUCAAUUAUGAUUUUGGGUUGCUGCCCUACAGGCGCAAAGUUGAUAUUGUCGUUGGAAAACCUAUUUAUAUAACAAGAAAAUUUGGUUCUAAUGUCGGAGAUGAAGUUACUCAGGAAGAAAUUGACUAUUUCCACUCCCUAUAUAUAGAGCAACUAAUGAGGCUAUGGAAAGAUAACAGAAUGUUUUGUUCUCCUACUGAUGAAGAGCUCAGCAUCGUUUACUGA
Pichia kudriavzevii is the source of this 1494-nucleotide messenger RNA. RefSeq lists its product as uncharacterized. NCBI's taxonomy places the organism in Eukaryota, Fungi, Ascomycota, Pichiomycetes, Pichiales, Pichiaceae. The transcript has a single exon. Gene Ontology annotation, biological process: triglyceride biosynthetic process. Bases 1 to 1494 code for a protein of 497 amino acids. The record is from RefSeq and is a predicted model, not a curated record. Gene Ontology annotation, molecular function: diacylglycerol O-acyltransferase activity. Gene Ontology annotation, cellular component: endoplasmic reticulum membrane.